AUGAAGGCUGCCGUGACGACGGGCACCGAAUCGACGACCGAACAGACGAUUCGAUACAUCAUCUCGUCCAUCAUCGGGCUCACCAUCGUGCUCAUGUCGUUCUUCCAGUUCCAAGCGACCAACCCGUCGUUCGUGCCGCCGGACGCAUCGCCCGCGCUCGCGCCCAACUCGUGGGAGCUGCCCGUCUUCAUCGGCUUUGUGCAGCUGAUCUCGGCGCUCUCGCUUGCGAAAUACGCCAAGGUGCCUCAGACGUUCUACAUGAACUUUCUCGACUCGCUCUCGUGGCUCAACUUUCUCAUCCGCGGGUCCGCGCCGGCCAAGGCGCCGAGCGCCGUCGCUAGCGUCCAGCUCACGCGCCGCGAACUCGCCACCUCGCUCUCGUCGUCGUACGACGCGACGGGCUUUAUCCAGUUCUCGCUGCGCUCCAACGUCUCGGAGCACGACUGGUUUGUGCGGCUGUGGACGGCCUUGAUCAUCGUCGUGGCCGUGCUCCUCGUCGCCGUCGUGGUGACCGGCCUCAGCCCGUUCAACACCAACUCGAGCGACUCGCACCGCAAGUCGGCGAGCCUCCGGUCGGUGUCGUACCGCCUCCUUGGCAUGGUCGUGCUCGUCGUCUACUUCGCCGCGCUUCCGAUCAGCAUGAUUUGCAUGUUUGAGAUCCUCGAAGACGCGACAACGACGGGGUUCCCACACACGAUGAGUGUGCUCGCGAUCGCGACGCUCCUCGCGCUCUACGUCGGCGUCGGCGUCGGUGCGUACAAGCUCAUCGAUGCGACCGAGGCCGGUCUCUCUCGCUGGGCAACGCGCGCCGUCUUUGGCGUCGUCUACGCCAACUACACGUACCAGGCGCGGCUCUUCCUCUGCGCGACGGCGCUCGCCAACUCGGUCACGGGCAUUCUGAUUGCCGCGAUCACCGCCAACUCGCUCACGCAGCUGCUCGCGCUCAUCGUUGUGCGCAUGGUGUACCUCCUCGCGAUGGUGGUCGUCCGGCCCUUCACGUCGGCGCUCCAGUUUGGCUUUGCCGUCGCGAUGGAGGUCUUGCUCCUCGUCAUCUUGGGUCUCUCGGCGGGCAUGACGGGCGACAUCACGGUCGACGCGCAGAUCCACCUCUCGUACGCGGUCAUCAUCCUUGUCUGCGCGUUCUGCAUCGUCAUGUUUGUGCGCCAGCUCGUCAUGCUGUGGCAUUUCUCGAGCGCGUGGGCCAAGGACGAGGGCACGCACUCGUCGCGCGUGCCGACGCUGCACGACCACGACGUCGAGAGCAGCAUGCACUACACCGUCUCGCUCCCGCGCUCCAACAACUCGAACAUCCUCGCCACGAGCCCGAUGAACACGAUCCGUAUCGCCGACUCGGGCGGCCGGUUGUAG
Molecule: messenger RNA, 1368 nt
Organism: Saprolegnia parasitica CBS 223.65
Lineage: Eukaryota; Oomycota; Saprolegniomycetes; Saprolegniales; Saprolegniaceae
Exons: 2
Coding region: 1-1368 (455 amino acids)
Biological process (GO): transmembrane transport
Source: RefSeq, a predicted model, not a curated record